Messenger RNA from Acipenser ruthenus (sterlet), 1016 nucleotides. Its product is annotated as neuromedin-U-like. The coding region runs from base 1 to 819 and encodes 272 amino acids. NCBI's taxonomy places the organism in Eukaryota, Metazoa, Chordata, Actinopteri, Acipenseriformes, Acipenseridae. The transcript is spliced from 11 exons. Gene Ontology annotation, biological process: regulation of smooth muscle contraction. The record is from RefSeq and is a predicted model, not a curated record. Gene Ontology annotation, molecular function: neuromedin U receptor binding.
AUGGGGGCUCCUUGGGGCCAGACAGUCCCAGUAUUUGGACCAAGUUUAAAGGAUUUGGACCAAGAUACACUUUACAAGAAUGUCAAAUUUGCAGAUGAUACCAAACUUGGGGGAGUAGUGGACUCUGAAUCCGCAGCCCAGAUGAUCCAAAGGGAUUUGGACCUUAUCUUCGAAGGUGUGGCCAGGAGCUUUAAAUUUGGUCUGAUAGUAAGAAACAACACUGAAACAGAGAAGGGAGCCAGCAGAUUUGAUGAGACAGUGAAGAUUGUCACUAAACGAGAAUUAAUGAUGCUGAGUUCCACUCUCUGUCAGCAGAGACCUCUGCACACCGGCAGCAACAGCAGCAGCACCACAAUGAGGAAUCCGCACUGUAUUAUAACUUUGACUCUUCUCAUCCUCAUCUCAACGACACCUACCUGCAAAGGUGCUCCAGCAUCACUACAGGAGUUACAAGUCUGGAAUGAGAUAGAGGAUGUGUGUUCGUCUUUUCUCUCCACAGACCCUCAGUCUCAGGCAUCCAGAGCAAUUGAAGAACUGUGCUACAUGGUUUGGGGAAUUAUAAACAAGUCUCAGGAUCUAAAAGGGAAAGAUCACCCAAAAAGGUUCUUGUUUCAUUAUUCUAAGACCCACGACUCGGGCAACUCAGACUUUAUGUCGUCUGUCCUGCAUCCUUUGCUGCAACUUGUUCCCCAGCUCCAUGUGAGAAGACUGAAGAGAUUCAGAGAUGACGAUGAUCUUCAAGGACCUGGAGGAAUUCAAAGCAGAGGAUACUUCUUAUUUAGGCCAAGGAACGGAAAGCGGUCAACAACCUUUGACUAAAAGAUUUCUGUCCGUUUGGACACCUGUACAUAAAAUGAAUGGAGAAGAAUACAAUGCAAAUGGACCUUACAAGCUUUACUGUUCUCUAGACUUGUUAUGUAUCCAUUUUGAAUAUAAAACAAAAUCAAAUAAAUACAUUUUGGUUCAAGUAUUGAUUGUUUAAAUAUAAUCUGUUAUUCAAAUUAAAAAUCAGCAUC